AUGGAGGAAGAUCAGAUCAGCUCGAGUUCGGACGAAUUCGAUUUUGCCGCUUUGGAUGAUGAACUUACAUCGAUUUCCGACGGAUUACGCCGCGAAACGAACGAAUCCAGUGGAGAAGACAGUGAUGCAGUAAGAGGUGUGAGACGACGGAAAAUUAGAAUUAUAGAGAGCGACAGUGAAGUUGAGAGUGAUGUUGAAAGAGAAGUUGAAAGUGAAACUGUGGAAGGUGCAAGCAGUUCAACAUGGGUACUUUGCGGAGACUACGACGAAGUGCCGCCAAACACGCUAUCUGCAAAUUCGAUUUGGCGAAGCUGGCGUGAUGUGACCAACGAAGAGUUCUGGGCAUUUCUUGUUGUCGUAAUCAAUAUGGGGACGAUGCCGUUGGCCAAUUUGCAAGAAUAUUGGUCGAGGAAUGUCGUCAGUUAUAUUCCUUUCUAUUCGGAUACAUUUACAAGAGACAGAUUUAGCCAAAUCUUCUGGAUGCUUCAUCUGGAAACUAUUCCAACACGCAACACCAAUCCACGAACGCGCCUACAACGCGUAAGCUGCUUUUUGGACUAUGUCAACUCGAAGUUUUUGGAUUAUUUUAUCCCGGGCGAGCACAUAUGUGUGGACGAGUCAACUAUAAAAUUCAAGGGUCGAAUUUCGUUCAUAACAUACAAUCCGAAGAAACCGACAAAAUGGGAUAUCAGAGUUUAUGCUCUAGCUGACUCAAAGACUGGCUACAUUUGCUGCAUUUUGCCAUAUUAUGGAUCACUCACCACAGAGCUCUUGGUCAGACCCGAUUUACCAGUUUUAUCAAGAAUUCCGAUACACUUAUAUCAAAUGUUGUUGGAGAAAAUUCCAGGUGCUCAGGGGCACCAUAUGUACACGGACCGCUACUAUACUAGUUAUUUCUUAGCUCAAGAACUAGCCAAAUUGAAAUGUAAUCUUACCGGAACAAUUUUAACGAACAGGAAAGAAUUGCCCAAGGAAAUAAAAAAGCCAAAUUUUUCGACAAAAUCCACGGUCGCGUAUCGACGGGGCAACACCUUAGUUUUAGGGUGGAAAAAUAAGAGGGUUGUCACUUGUUUGACUACGAGGGGUGACACAGGAAUGACGACGGUCAAAAGAAUUACACGAGGUGGUGUGGAUAUAAUGGUCAAGAAACCCAAUAUUGUAUUGAACUAUAUAAAAUAUAUGGGUGGUGUUGAUCGGGCGGACCAAUAUGCGUCAACCUAUUGUUUUCUGCGAAAAUCGCUUAAAUGGCUACUUGUAAAGUGUUCGCCGAAUUUGGCCGAAAUCGUCUCGAGUUGCUGGUUCGCGCAAGCGAAAAAGGCCUCGAGUGCAAAGGGUUAA
This is a messenger RNA of Camponotus floridanus (Florida carpenter ant), 1338 nucleotides long. Its product is annotated as piggyBac transposable element-derived protein 4-like. Bases 1 to 1338 code for a protein of 445 amino acids. The transcript is spliced from 3 exons. NCBI's taxonomy places the organism in Eukaryota, Metazoa, Arthropoda, Insecta, Hymenoptera, Formicidae. The record is from RefSeq and is a predicted model, not a curated record.